Messenger RNA from Plasmodium fragile, 8610 nucleotides. RefSeq lists its product as uncharacterized. The transcript has 5 exons. Bases 1 to 8610 code for a protein of 2869 amino acids. The record is from RefSeq and is a predicted model, not a curated record. NCBI's taxonomy places the organism in Eukaryota, Apicomplexa, Aconoidasida, Haemosporida, Plasmodiidae.
AUGAAAAGGAGCAACUUGUGCGUGAGCGGCGCGCUGAGCAGCAGCCCGACUGCCAUCCCCCAAAACGGCUGCAACGUAAAUAUGCCAACAUCCCCCAACUUAAUAAAUUAUGAACACGGUCAGAACAUUUUCAUGGGACAAAGCGCAAAUGGCCACGAUUAUAAUUUAUCGGCCAAGCAACAUAUGCUGAGUCAUCAGAGUGUUCCACUCGGCCAGCACCCCUACGGCAACACGGCCAAUUAUGACGCCAAUUAUGGAGCCAAUUAUGGAGCCAAUUAUGAAGCCAAUUAUGAAGCCAAUUAUACAGCAAAGUUUGCAGCAAAUUAUGACUCCAAUUGUGACGUCAAUUACGAUACCAGAACAAACCGCUGUGCGAAUGAAAGUAAGACGAAUUGGCAAAGCGGCAACUCCCUGGGAAACACACACAGCGCGAGUACCAUGCACAUGGCACUGAAUAAUGGUCACCCGUUGUAUGUAACAGAUGAGGAACAGAUUUUAUCUCAGGCCAAACAUUUUAUGGCCAGAACAAAUGUUGACAACGCAAGUGGCCCCCCCAGCGGAAACGUGGCUCAGGCGGUGACCUGCGGCCCAAGCAGUUUGCAGUCAAGUGGGAACCAAGUUGCGCAACAAAACAUGCAACAAAAAAUGCAGUCAAAAAUGCAGUCAAAAAUGCAGUCAAACAUGCAGUCAAAAAUGCAGUCAAAAAUGCAACCAAAAAUGCAGUCCCAUUUGCAGUCACCCGCCCGCGCGGGCAACAACUUGCACAAUGUUACUCCUGAGCAGAAGAAUGCAAAUAUGUGCAACUACAGUUUGCAGCAGAAUUCUGCCCUGAACCAGGAGCACCAAGUGCUGGGUGCGCAGAACGGUUACUGCGCGAGUAGUACUAACAGCAUGGUGAACGCAAAUACCCCUGGUAUGUUAGGGAUGCCUUACCACCCGCGCGACAAUCUUUUAACCCCAAAUGUAGCCGCAAUUGGUGGAGCAAAUAUUUGCGCGAUGAACAGCGCCUCCCAAGGACACCCAAACGGUAUGACACAAGGUACACAACAAAAUCAGGGUGCCAUGGUGAGUAAACAAAUGAAUACCUGGAAGGGAAACUACGACUUGGGGAAGGGCAGCAGUGCGGUUGCCGCGAGUAAUGUUCUUUCUUAUGCAAAUAUUAUGAACGCCGAAGGUGGAAAAAUGGGAGAAGAAUGUACAAGAGGAAUGGGAAAUAAUUACCAAGGCGUGAUGGAUGGCUACGAUGCUAAUUAUGUGAGCAAAAAUUACGGCAGUGUUAGCGGCAACGUUGGUGCAAAUUGCGUUGGCGGGCCUAACGACCCAGGCGGGAACAGUCACAGCCGCGCUCUUAGCAACGGUGCAUGCAGGAGCAGCAAAUAUAAGGGCAACAUGGUGACACCCCAAAGUCACAGCAGCAGUGUGGGACUAAAUAUGAGUGGGAAAAAAUCUGAACACGUUUUCCACAGCAUGAACAAAGUACUAAAUGUAAAUGGCAAGGGGGAAAUGAUGAUGGAUGUUCCACAGCAGUGUGCCCCCGUAAUGAAUAAUAACCAAGUGUUAAAUGACUACAAUAAAGUGCAAGGCAAUUUUCGUGGAAACGAGACUAGUGCACUACCUUUUUGUAGUGUGAAUAAGAACGGUGUUAAGUUUGUCGACCCGCGCAAAAGUGUUGACAGUUAUGUGGCGGUGAGCGCCACCCCCGUGGGUGCCAAAAUGGGUACUGGUAGUGGUAGUAGCAAUAGCGGUGGAAGUGGCGGUGGCAACGGGAUGGGUCCCUACAGCAGUGUGCAAAAUUUUACCAACUGUACGGAUCAUGGGAAGCAAGUGAUUGGGGUUGGCAAUACACACGGCUCUAAACUUGACGUCGCGCCCCAUCAGUCGCAUCCGUUAAGCAGUCACACGGGAGGUGCUUUCACCGGAAGUAGCAACAUGGAGAACAGCUUCAGUGCGGGCGGGCCCAACCUGAUCAACCAAACGGGUAGUUCCUGGACGAUGCAAAAUGGUAGUAGUGGCCGGAUUGGUGGAGGAAUCGGUAGCGGCAGCAAUUUCCCCAGUGGCCUAAACGGUUGCGCGCAGGUCCCCCAAAAUGUGGGAAAUUUCAUCCCCAGGGGGAACGCCAAUGACCCGACUAGCAGUAGCAACGAUAAUCAUGUGCAUGCACAUGUUAUGAGCAGUUACCACCACAGCAACAUGAGCAACAAUUUUGUGCGCGACAAUGCUGAAUUUAUAAUGAACGCAAGGAAUGACAAUAAGAGCAGUGAGGGUGGUGGCCACUUAAGUGCCGUGCUGCGAGCGGGGCACGCCGGCAGUCACGCAAGUGUGCAGGGUAGUAGUUAUGGUGGUGGUUACGGCGUCUCCAUCCCAAAUGACAUACCCAACGUGUUGUCCAGCAAAAAGGAAAACCAGCAGUUUAACGUGAUAAAAAAUAUGAACAUGAUUCAGUCGGGCAACUACCCGUCGAACGCAGUGAACAAUCACGACGUGCAAGUGAAUAACAUGAGUAGCUACCACCAGCCACAUUCCAUGAAAGAGGCCACUAACGGCAUGACCGGUGUGCUCCCCAGUUCGGUUAGCGGCGGCAUGGUGAAUGGCGCCAUGAUGAGCGGCGGCCAAGCGACUCACUUUAAUCCCUACAGCAAGGUCAACAACAAUAACAACAGCGCCGACGCGGGGAAAGGAUCCUACCCGGAAAACGGUUCUCUAAAUGAAAACAAAUUUAUAAGCAGCAGUAAGUACGUUAACGGUAGUGGCACGCCGCAUGGUGGCACAACUCCCAGUGGCACCCCGCACAGUGGCAGUUUAAGUGCAUUGAAGAUGAAAGCAAGUGGGGGCAACAAGGACCUUUCAUCCCCAACGCACAACACAAAUGGAAAUUGCAGUGCGAAAAAGGCAUUUUGCAGUUCUAAGGCGAACACGUCAAAUGUAUAUUCUCCCAGAGGAGGCGAGUAUCCUGUGGGUAAUAACGGGGCAGCGAAGGGCACAUCUGGUAUGCACGCAGGUAGUAGUACUCCUACUGGAAACAACAGUAGUGGUAUGCACCACGGAAUGGGUACUUCCCCCAUUAAUAGUCCCAUGAAUGGAUCGCACAAUGGGCAAGUGAACAGCCUGACCAGUGCCUUGACCAACACAGCGAACGAAAUUGAUCACCUCACAAACAACCUCACCAAUAGUCUCUCCAACAGCAUGACCAAUAGUGUCACGAAUAAUUUACAAGUAGUGCACAAUAAUCAUAUCACACAAAAAAUAAAUAAUAAUAUUUCCAUUAAUUUAUCUAGUGGAAUAAAUGGUAUGAAGAAUGUGAAUGUAGGAGAUGUAAAUAAUUUAAAAAAAAAUGUUUAUGGGCCAGUGAGCGUGGGCAAUAAUAUUGCAUCGAUGGGGGAGAUGAACAAAAGUGGUUCAAAGUUGGACUCUCCAGAGAAUUUCAGCGACUCUAUGAAGUUUGCCCAGGCUAACAAUGGCAGUAGUAACGUGUACACUGGGGAGCCCAUUUCUGAGAAGCGCAACGGGGCGCUGCCCAGUUAUUACCUCGCCAAUGGGAGUGGUGUGACAGGAAGCGGUGUGAGUGGGAGUGGGAGUGGUGUGACUGGAAGCGGUGUGAAUGGGAGCGGCGCUUCCCAGGUGAACGCAAACUACGAUCUACUAAAAAUGAUAGCCAAAGGGAACAACCUGAACCCAGCAGAUGCAACAAAAGGCUUGGCGAUGCACAGAAGAGGAGUUCUUGACUCAAGCACAGCCAACCCCCCCCACGGAAACACAGACAACAUUAAUGGCUCAGGGUCGCGUAACGUAGUUGGCACGAACCACAUUUCCCAAGUGGGCAUGAUGGGGAAGGGGGCCAACGGUGCAGUACCUAUGAGUAGUAUGACCAGUUCUAUGUACACCCACCAUUUUGCAGAUGCACAUAAUCAAACUAUCGUGAGGAACCCCGUGAAGAUGAAAAAUGCAACUGCCAAUGUGAUGAGUGCGGGUGGGGGCAUGAACGACCCAGUGCAUAAUAGGUAUGUCCUAAAGAGUGCAGGUGGUGGUGGAAGUGCUUGUGGAAGUGGUGGUGUGGGCUCGAACCACCUACUGAUGAACGAGUCGACACUGAAUAACAAGUUAAUGGCGCUGAACAGAAAUGCAGGGCUACUACCCGAAGACAACGGCCAGAAUUUCUACCCUGCAGAGGUGAACGGAAAUCACCUAAGUAGAGACUACAUGAUGAUUAAAGAAAAUAUGGAUUCACACUUGGGCCCAAAAAAUGAACUGUUAGCCUCUACCACAGGGGGGGCGGGUAGUAGUAGGGGAUCUCCGCCUCACGUGGAUAAAAAUGAAUUUCCCCUUGUUGGAAGAAAAAAAAAUUUGAAUGAUAUGCAUAAUGGUAAUGGUGUAAUGGCUAGCUCCAAAAGGAGAGGCUCUACCCAGUUAAACAAGGCUAUGCAAUCUGGCAACAUGGUUAGCAGCAGUGAUGAUGGUGGUGAAGCUAUGAAGGCUGCUAUGCACAGGGGAAAUAACCUGGCCGGUCUUCACAGCACAAAUCUGGUGAACACGUCUGAGGUGAAUGGUGGUGUCGGUAUGAUGGGCUCCCGUGGCGGUAGCGCCAAUGGGUUCAGCGGCCCGCACCAUGUACCUAUGGCCACCGCGGCAACUGGAGCGUUCCCCGCGGAGAAGGAACAUAUGUGGACACCAGACAUGAUCAGACUAUACAGCAAGGGUACCUCGAACUAUGGACCAGCGACGAUGCAGCACACAGGGAGUAGCGAUGGCUACGGCGGAAUUUUCCAAAGUGGUGGCAUUGGUGGUAGUUUUCACUUGAACCCAUUGGGAGGCCAAAUUGAUCCCAACAUGAAAAACAUACAUGGUGUAAGUAGUAACCAUCCUCAUGUGGAGCUAUACAAUGGUAAGUAUGGCUCUCCGAAUGAUACGAAUAAGUAUGCUUAUGGUGGUAUGGACAAUGGGCACGUCGCUAACUAUGUGUACGGAGACCACGGGAUGGUGACCACUACUCAUGCUGGUGGAAACUACCCUGGUGUAAAUUUUAACCAGCACAACAAUGGUAGUUUUCCCCCCAAUUCGUAUGAAGGUUUACCCGAUAAUAGCAACAGCGGACAUGGGCAACACGGGUUCAUCCAGUCAAUGGAUGAUGUCCCCACACCCACCAGCGAUCAGAAGAGUCCCGUUAACUUAAAAAAUAUUAUCAACAUUAAUAAUAAUUUUAAUAUGUUAAUGAAUAGCAUGAACAUGGAUGGGGUAGGCGGACUAAUCGGCAUGGACAACAACAACAAUAUGAGCGGCGGGGGUAGUAACAAUCCUAAUGGUGUUUAUUAUGCAAAUAGGAGUAAUGGCCCUGUUGGUAGUGGUGGUGUGAAUAAUCAGCUGUACAAUGACGAUAUGAAUGUGACUUAUAAGAAAGGGAAUAACUUCUCGAGGAAGGGAAGCAACACUGCUGAUGUUGUUGGGUCGCCUACAGGGCCCUCCUCAGGUGGAUAUAACACAAUGAUGAAGGAGACCAACGGGCAGAAUAACACACUUGGUGUGAUGCAAGGAGAGUGGGAGUUAAGUAAUAAUGGGGCCACAAAUGCCUUGGCGAUGAAUUACCCUAUGCAGAAUGUGCAUGGUACGAGUGCAAAUUUUAAUCACUGUAUGAAUGGAUCAGCAGGUAUUAUGAUUUCCCCUCCUACUACAUCUGCCCGUGGAAUGAUAUUAGAGAACCCAAACAAUUUGCUCUACAACAUGAAUAGGAAUUUGAGAAUUCAGGAUGUUGCGAGCACCACAUCUAAGUCCAUGUCGACAAGUGUGAGUGGCAUUUCUUGUGAAGACAAUAUGAUGUCCAUGGGUGGAGCAAAUAUACCUCUGAAUAAUGGGAAUGGCCUUAAUGACCUGAAUCAUCCCUCCCAGCUAGCCAAUAUGCCCAUGAGACAAAAUACUCAAGCGGUGACUGGUACGAAUGCAAAAGGUUCCUACAAGAGGAAAAAAGCUGGUGCUGCAUCAAAUUCGAAUGAACAGGCAAAUGUGAAUGCGGGUUCUACGAAUGUGUUGGCUAGUCCUCCCAAGAGGUCAAGAAAAAAGAAAAAUGACCAGGUGAACCAGGGUUUAGGGUUAACAUCCAAUAAUGACACAAUGGUGAAGUCAUCGCAGAAGGAAAUGAGUAGCAGGAAUGACUCUCAAUUGAAAAAUUCCAAGCUACCUAAGGGUAAUGACAAUAAGGGUAUAGAAGAAGGUGCCAACGGUACCCAGUACAUGCCCAGCGGACAACAACAACAAGAACAACAACAACCGUGCAUUCAAAUUACAAACGAAGGGGGCUCUAUUUCUCCGGGCCGUAGCGGUGGUAUGGAGUACAAUGUACACAGUGCUGAUGAGAACCGUGUAGCCCACGUGGAUGCAGUGGGAACAGGAUUAGAGAACAGUAGAAGAUUGGUGGGUACCCCAAAGGAUGCAAGUACCAUGAAUCAUGAAAAUGAGAAUAUUGAACAUGUGCUUUCAGGUUAUUCUUACACAGGUGAAGGGAGUCCUAAUGGCGGGGUAGGUGCAGCAGCCAUUGCAGCCAGAUGCACUGCUACUCCUUUCCCCGGUGAAGCAUCAUCUGCACAGGGAACCCAUUUGAGCCAUCCAGGUUCUGACCUUUCCCCACACAGUUGGCAGGGAGUGGGUAAUGACAAUUGUGUAAAUGGUGUUUCGUGUCCAGGCCUCGGAGUCGAUAGUAGUAACAACCAAGCCAAGGACGACGCUUCUGCAGAGGAGAGUUCCAAAUUGGUAAACUCGCCUAGUGUAAAAAAUGAUUCAAAGGAUGAGCAGAAGAAUGUCAUGGAAAUGAGCAUUGACAUGUCGCUCAAAAGUAUAGAACAGUCCAUUACCAAGUACAAUGAAAUGAAAAAAAAUAAGGACUCGUUAUAUGGGGAAGGGGAAGCCGUCGUGGUAGAUGUGGAUAAUAUUUCCACUUUAUCUAGCCAGCAUGCCAACUGGAUCGAUGACAAAAGGGAUGAACAUGCAAGCGCCGCCAAGGACUUUGGUUGUAAGAAUAUUUAUUCUUCUAUAGAAGAAAUAUUUAACGAACCUAGUGUGGACAAUUCAAGUGAAGGACAUGAUGAGGGUAGAAAUGGGGAUAGUCGUUUGGGCAAGGCGGACAGCAGGGACGAGAGCAGCCUGGGGGAUCCGGAUGUGUGUGAUAAACCUAUUGGCGAACUGUCUAGCAAACCCGACGCGGAAGGAGGUUAUGCGGCGAACCAACCUCACCACACGGAACAGGGAGAACAAACGAGCAAAAGUUCCCACGAGGAAAACAUUGAGUACGAGAGGAUAAUGCUGGACGAUGUUUGUAAGUUGAACUAUGAAGAUCUGUAUGUCGCUAACGGGACGGACGAUCUGAGCGAUGGAAAAGGAGCAGCAAAGGGAGAAGAACAGGAAGAGGAAGAGAAGGACGAAGCGACAAAGGGAGAUGGAGAAAAAGAGGAAGCGGCAUACCUGACCGAGGAAGGACAUGGCGAUAGCAGUACCUCCUUUGGGAAUGCCCCGAGCAGGGAUAAUGACAGUGUCAUUCUGUCUGUGUAUAAUUUGGAAGACGGGGAAAAAUUUCACGUAACAAAUAGAGCUUAUAACAUUUUUGAAGAACAAAAGGGGGGUAAUAAAAAGGUGAAAGAAUUUGUGGAAGCUGGUUCCAUUACCAUUGAAUUGGAUGAGGAGAAUCUGCAUGGCGAAGAGCAACAUCAGAAGGGGGGUGUGCAUUAUUAUGCGAAUGGAAGUAUCACGGAAAAUGGAGACCAUGCGUUUGGUGUGCUCAACAAUUGUGUCAUCGAGGAGGAGGAUGGCACCAAUGAGGAUAGCCCUAGUGAAGACAACACUGCAGACGAGGCAGGAGAUGGGAAAGAAGUUACACCUCCAACGGAAAGCGUGAAUGAAGAAAAAAGCAAUGUCCUGGAAAUACGUAGUUUUAGGAGAGAGCACCUUACUAAGCCGCAAAAGCUGACACUCGUUUUGAGCCAGAAAAUGUUGAAUGAACUGGAGAUGAUUUACCAAAAAAUAAAAAAAGUGAGAUGUGGUGAUGGAGAGCAAAUAAACUUUAGUGUCUGUAGAAAAAUUAAUCGGCAAGAAUUCAGGGCAGUGUGGAAUUACCUAGCAUGCAUCAUGGACCAGAGUUACAAGGAAAAGGGGAAAUUAAGAGUUGUUAAAAUUGUUAGAUCUAAUAUGAUGCAGCAGGUUUUUUAUGAAAAGGGAGAAAAGCCGAAAAUGCUCACGCUGGAUUUUCAUAUGAACGCCCCGGACGAGACGUCCGAUGUCCAAGGAGGCAUUGUACGGUUAGAAAAUUCGUUCAUAACAAGUGAGGCCACGAAGAGGGAACUGGACACUCUCAUUAGGGGAAAUUUUGAUAUCACAUUGGAUUCCCUAUCUCUGUGCACUUCACCCGUUUUUAAUAUGUAUAGGGGUAGCAGCAAUUUCAGCAUGCUGUCCACAUUUCAAGGCGAAAUGAUUCAGUUGUACGUUUCCUCUGCGAAGGCGUGCAAAGGGGUCAUAGAACUGCACGAGGAUGCAAGUGGCUUUGAAAACACAGAAAAGAAGUAUUUAAUAACCAUCCGUGCCAACUGCCAAGAUUUUCACGAAUUUAUGAAUAGUUUUUCUGAGCUCAUUUUUUAA